Ostrea edulis (European flat oyster) is the source of this 2488-nucleotide messenger RNA. Its product is annotated as TWiK family of potassium channels protein 7-like. Gene Ontology annotation, cellular component: membrane. The transcript is spliced from 3 exons. NCBI's taxonomy places the organism in Eukaryota, Metazoa, Mollusca, Bivalvia, Ostreida, Ostreidae. The record is from RefSeq and is a predicted model, not a curated record. The coding region runs from base 303 to 1520 and encodes 405 amino acids. Gene Ontology annotation, molecular function: potassium ion leak channel activity. Gene Ontology annotation, biological process: potassium ion transmembrane transport; stabilization of membrane potential.
CUCAGCUGUACCUGUCGUUUGAAACCAAGGUGACAGGUUAUGGUAGCAGGUAGAUCGAUUGGGGCCCGCGCCACAGAAAGCAACGGACUCGACAGACGACUGCACGGUGAAACGUUACCUAAACAAGGUAGUCAAUACGCCAUUGUACCAGCCGCGCCAUCUUGGUUUGGAAAAGAAGGCAAGGAGGAUUUUCGAUAUCGAACACACAAAAAAAUAAUAAUGUAACUAAAUAACAGAAUUAAGGCAAAAGUGGUUUUACUUCAAAAAAGUGGGAUAAGACUUUUGAACACAAACACGAAGACAUGGCAAAGAAAAAAGAAGGAUGUUGUCGGAAAUUCAUGAAGUUUCUUUUCUCUCACGUGGGACUGUGCGUUCUGGUGGCGCUUUACUGUGUAGCAGGCGGAUUCAUAUUCAGACACUUAGAGCAAAACAACGAACAGCAGAUCUGCUACGAUUCCAGGAACGAAUAUGUUCCCAUGGAGAACAAGACUCUAUCGCAGAUGAUAAGUGUAAUGACGGAAAACGAAGGCAACUCAAACAAAGACGUCAUGACGAUCCAGCUCAAGAGCAUCUUGGAGACCUUCCGAGACAACAGUAUCGCCAUUGGUUAUGGAGGUGAUUCCUGUGGGGACUACGGCAAGGAAGGGGGUCCUCCGUAUAAAUGGUCCUUCCCAGGAGCUCUCUACUUCUCUGUCACCGUCAUAUCAACCAUAGGUUAUGGACAUAUCGCACCCAAGACAUUCUGGGGCCGGUUGGUAUGCAUCGCUUACGCCAUGUUGGGCAUUCCUCUGAUGUUACUCUGUUUGGCAAACAUCGGCGAAGUGCUGGCGGACAUAUUCAGAUUUAUAUACGCCAAGAUAUGCUGCUGUGGCUGCUGCCGAAAGAAGGACAAAACCAAGGUCGUGCAGAUCAAACCCGUGGCCCAGGAACCGAACUGGAACAGCGACAAAUCCAAAAUCAUCACGGCGGCCCCUCCUAUGGGGACCAGUGAAUUCAGCAAGAUCCCGCCAAAGACUCCAGACAGCAUGAAAGGAAACGACACCGGCAAGCCAGUCAAAAUCAUCCCGCUGGACAUCAAAUCCUUCAAAACGCAACAAGAACUCGCCAACCGAUCUCAGCAAGUCCGAGGAGAACCAAUGAUUAUGGACGACGACAGCGAUGAUGAAGACGAUGAUUUGGACGAGAAGAAGAUAACAGUUCCUUUGACCGUCACGAUGAUUGUCAUCGCGGGAUACAUUCUGGGCGGCGCCAUGUUGUUUGGUCUUUGGGAGACUUGGGAUGAACUUCAGUCUGCGUAUUUCUGCUUCAUCACGCUCAGUACCAUUGGGUUUGGUGAUGUUGUUCCGGGAACUGAUUUCGACAACCCCCAGCAGACAGCACAGCUCAUUCUUGGCGCCAUUUACGUGCUCUUUGGAAUGGCCAUUCUUUCUAUGUGCUUUUCGUUGAUGCAAGAUGAAAUUAUAGCUAAAUGCAAGUGGGUUGGACAAAAAUUGGGAAUUGUUGAUAAGGACGAAGACUAGUGUCAUAUCUGAUGAUAUCCAUUUGCUGGCUGUACCUGGAUAAAACUGCUGAUCCAGAAAACUCUGGAGUUUUCUAGAAAUUCUCUUUCUUUUGAAUUCUACAUGAUACUGUUUGGUCCCCAAAUUUCGUGCCUUUUUCGGAACGAGAAAAGAUGUAAAACAAAAAUUGUUAAAUUAGCCCUGGGAUACCGUACAAAGGCAACCGGAUUGCCUGCCUGUUUAUAGAGAUUUCCAGAGUGUAACUUGAGAUACAGACAUUGGAAAGGGUUGGAAUAGUAAUAGAGUUGAUGCAUUUAAUCUAUUUAUUUCAAAUUUUAGAGCUUGAAUUUUAUUUGAGUGUUGAUGUACAUAUUUCAUCGGUAUUGCUUCAUUGUUUGGAUUUGAUGGUCAUAAACAUGAAUGCUCUAUUUAUUUUCUAUGCCGGCUUUCUAUAUUAUUCCCAUUGCAACUGUGUUAAGUCGGUAGGCAGUGUUUCAUUUUGUGAUGGCAAUGUUUAUAGAGUGCCCCCUAGAUUGAUGCAGUUUUGUAAUAUUUUUAUAACUAUUAAGCUGUUGUACGCUUUCAAGGUCAUGGCAGACGCUUUCGAGGCCAUGUGGGUGUGGUUACUGCUUACUUACUUAAAUACUUAAAGAGGGCCCUUGAAAGCGUUCAACCAACGAGGAGAAAUAUCAUCCAAACAAGGUAUUGCUGGGCCUCGAUAUAUCCGUCCACGUUUCCACUACUACUCACAGAAAGUCACACUUAAUUUUAUGUAUAUAUGAUAUACAUGUAUAUACUUUUUUUUGCAAAUUUGUCUAUUUACCUACAUAUUGUAGUACCCCCUCCCCCCGAAUUGUAGGGUCUGUGUUUACAAAGAUCUCAAAACGAGUCUAUUACUUAUCUCCUACUUAUUUUGCAAAAAAUCUCUAUUUUCUUACAAUGUUGUCUGUGAUAUUAAUGUUACGAUCAAUAAAUUAAGUUUCAACGUC